Molecule: messenger RNA, 5573 nt
Organism: Notechis scutatus (mainland tiger snake)
Lineage: Eukaryota; Metazoa; Chordata; Lepidosauria; Squamata; Elapidae
Gene: FGD5
Product: FYVE, RhoGEF and PH domain containing 5
Cellular component (GO): cytoplasm
Molecular function (GO): metal ion binding; guanyl-nucleotide exchange factor activity
Source: RefSeq, a predicted model, not a curated record
AGAGCAGCAGCAGCAGCAGCAGCAGCUUCCCUGGGCAGCGCUCGGCGAUCAGCGACUGGCAGGGACCUUCCAUUUGCAACAAGCGGAUAGCGGCGAUGGGGCAGGGCGACGGCAGCCGUCCGCUGCAUUGAGCGCCCGACGUUGGUGCCGUCCGGGUUAGCCAGCCUUGCCCUCUUUUCAGCCCGAAAAGGCUGCCGGACACUUUGGGGGGAGAGAGGGAUCGCUGCCCCGCCUGCGUUCUCCCCCGGCGCAACUUUGCGGAGCGGAUUCUUCCCCCGCCCCUUUCCGAUCCAUCCAUGCCCCGACCUGAACUUUAGCUGCCCGGGGGCUCCGCGGAGGGAGCCACCCAAAAGCUCGGAAGCCGCCAAUAUGAUUUGAAAGCCCGGGGGGCGGGAGCCGAAAAGGGGGAGAGCGCGACUGCUGAGGUGGGGGGAGACUUCGGAAGAUGAGCCACGCAGAUCUUACAAAGCCACCACUGGCCCCCAAACCAAAGAUCUUCAGUCAUCUGGCUUCCAUAGCUGCUUCCAAAUUUCCUCCGUCACUAUCAAGGGCUGGCACACUUCAUAAUUCAAACUCUAUGUCUAGGGGUCCAAAACCACCCAUUGCUCCCAAGCCAAAAAUCUCUGCUGACAACGAUCCAGCAAUUUUACAGAGAUCCAGCAUUUAUGCUAAUAAUACCUUUAACAAAUAUCCCACUGAAAAACUGGAAGCUGAACUGUAUGAAGAAAACCAGUGCAAUAACACGGGGUGUCCAGAAUCAGAAGACGGCAAUGCAUACAUUGUAAUUCCAGAUGUUGAACUGACUGAUAAAACAUACAGUGACUUUGAGCCAGCCGAGAACGAGAUUUUGCACACUCUUGAAUCAGUAGGUGAGGAAGAUGGUAAUUGUACGGAUAGCAAUGAAGUAUACGAUGAUGGCCCAAUAAAUGUAAUGAAGAACAAGGAUACUGAAUCGGUGGGAGACAACUCUCUGGAAUCAAUUGAAAUCCCAGCACUUGACUGCCAGGAACCAUUCGAAAGGGAAAAAGAAGAUGCUACAAGAGAUGAAUAUGAAAAAGUGGACGGUGAAAAUCCUCCCAGUGAGACCAAAAUGAACUGUGCAGAUGAAACUCUAAGCAAACUGGAUUUGGUAAACGAUGACAAUGACUUCAGCAAAAUAUUGAAUGGGGAAUCUUUGAAAGAAACUAUAUACGAUGAUAUCAUUUUAAGGCAUUUAGAGGAGCCAAUAUCAGCAGGGGAAGGUCUGCCUCCAAUGUGCAAAGGUUUAGAUGCAGUACAGUUUUUAGAAGAGGAACAAUUAAAUACUGAUCUAGAAUUGGGCCCAGCAAAUCACAACGAUAACGAUUCAGCCUCAAGUAGAGAAAGAGAAUUUAUAGAAGAUGCUGAUGUAAAUACUGACACUCACAUUGCUAAUGAAGUGGACACGAGGUUAGAACCAAGAGGGUCUGAGCUUGGUAUUGAAGAGACUUUUAGCGGGGCCACAAAUGAAAUGGAUGAAAAGGAAGAUGAAAUAGACCUAUAUGCUGAGGGAGAAGAUCUUGACAAGGUUUGCCAAACUGCUGAAAUGAAAAAUGUGGUAGAAAUACUAGAGACUGAACGUGAAUCAGGGGAAGGUUCUGAAGAACAAAUUGAGAUGAUAGAUACAGAGAUGAUGGACGAUAGCUGCCAGAUCAUUCCCUUUGGAAAUGAGGGCGGUGAGGAUGCUCAGGAUUCUCCAGAUGAAGAUUUGGGUGAAGAUUUGUCAGGAAAAGAGACUGACAUGCCUGAUAAUAACCCGUCCCUCAGUUCUGAAGAUACUAAUGGGCACAAAUCUGACUCGCAGCUUGGAAAAGAAUCUAAGUCAGAUGUUUUACUUGGAGUUCACAGUGUGAGUGAAUGUUCUUUAGAAGAUACACAUUUGGAUCAUCAAAUACUCGAGGUGGAUCAUAGCAAUAAAGAGGAAACUGCCCCAAAUCUAACCAGAGAAAUAUCAAGUGAAAAUUCUGGGCUUUCUAUUGGAGAAUUGGCUACACUAGAAGCAAACUCAGCCAAUGAACAUGUGAUUAAGGAAGACACAGUGGAUUCCAAAGUGUCGGAUGUGCCAGAUAACAAUGGAGAAGUAGCCAGUGAUUCCCUAGAUGACCCAUAUGUCCUUGGAGACCGUUUGCCUACAACAAAUGAAAUUUUUUAUGCUGGAAGAGAAAUGCAGGAGGCUGAUAUCCAAAACAGCUCAAGUGAUUUCAGGGAGGGAGAGAACACAGAAAAUGAAAACCACUUGCUUUCCAUAGAUCGGAAAAACAUUGUUACUAGAACAAGGUCCCACUCUGGGAAAGUACCGGGUUAUGUGCCAGAAACAGUUCCAGAAGAAACAGGGACAGACACCGAAUUGCAGACCUUGAGCACAAGCACCAUUAUGCCUGAAAAUGUAAGACACAGUUUCUGUUGGGCAGAAGGAAAACCUAUAGAACUGGCUAGAACGCUGCCAGCAAAGCCAAGACGCUUCAUUUUGUACCCUCGAUCUUAUUCAGUGGAAGGCAGAGACAUCCCUGUCUCUCUGUAUCGAGAAACCGAUAACUCUAUAUUAGAUUAUAACAGAUUAAACAGGACAGAUGAGCUGUCUUUACCAUAUGUAAUUGGUUCCUCAGGUAGUUUUUCCCAGAGGAAUCACCUUACAUCCAGUGGGGUUUCCACUCCUUCCUCUGUUGUCGAUAUUCCACCUCCCUUUGAACUAGCCUGUAUCACCAAGAAGCCCAUCACAAAAAGCUCCCCGUCCCUUUUAAUAGACAGCGAAUCUCCUGAUAAGUAUUGCAAGAAGAAGAAGUCCUCGUUUAAAAAAUUCCUCACUUUGAAAUUCAAGAAGAAGGCAGAAAACAAAGUCCAUGUAGAUGUUCAUGUUUCUUCUUCAAGAUCCUCCUCUGAGUCGAGUUAUCACGGACCUUCCAGGGUGAUGGAACUGGACAGAAGAAGCUUGAGUAGUUCACCUCAGAUGUUAUCCCGGACUGCCAAACUGAGGGCUUCCGAGUCUCCAACUGUUCUUUUCUACAAGGAUGGCAAGAGAAAAGGGACACCCAAAAUGUUUAGCAGAAGUGUGUCAAGGGUAGAAUCAUUUGAAGAUCGUUCGAGACCGCCUUUUAUGCCGCUGCCUUUAACGAAGCCCCGGUCUAUCUCAUUUCCCAAUGCUGAUACUUCUGACUAUGAGAAUAUCCCAGCCAUGAAUUCUGAUUAUGAAAAUAUACAGAUACCUCCCCGAAGGCCCACUAGGGCAGGAACCUUUACUGAAUUUUUUGAAGAUCCUAGCAGGGCCUUAUCUGCUGCAAAUGAGAAUGACGGCUAUGUGGAUAUGAGCAGCUUUGCAGCCUUUGAAAACAAUAAACAGCAAACCACCAACCAGGAAACAGAAAGUGCUUAUACAGAGCCUUACAAGGUGUGCCCCAUCUCUGUAAUUCCUCUUGAAGAUGUCACAUCUGAUGAGGAACAGAAGAGUUCAGAAGAUGAAGACAGUAAUCAAGGAGAUUCCAAUAUCAUGCACAAGAAAGAAGGGCAAUCCAGAGCUCAACUUGUCGCCCAGGAACUUGUGUCAUCAGAAAAAGUGUAUGUGGAGAUGCUCCGGCUGUUACAUACGGAUUUCCAUGAAGCUGUCUUAAAAGUGCUGGGAGAUGAUAGUGAUAAUAGCGAUCAUGAAGAAACAAAACUUAAGGAAGGACUGAAGGAAAUCCCAAAAAUCUACAAUCUACACCAAGAAAUACUGGGGGAACUGGAAGAAAAAGUUCUUAACUGGGAAGAACAUCAGAAAGUGGCUGAUAUUUUCCUCUCCAGAGAAUCAGGAUUUAAUCACCACACAACUUACAUAAUGCAGUUCGAUAGGAAUUUGGCUUUGCUGGAUGAUGUUCGCCUUAAAUCUUCCCAGCUGGAUACUGUCAUUAAAGAGUUUGAGCAGGUUCGUGAUGGCAGUCCCUGGAAUGUGAAACACCAGCUCUUGAAAGUGGUGCAGCGCGUAUUCCAGUACCAUGUGCUACUCACAGAUUACUUGAAUAACCUCUGCCCUGAUUCUGCUGAAUAUGAAGAUACACAAGCGGCCUUGCUCAUCAUAUCAGAACUUACAGAUAGAGCCAAUGAUAGCAUACAACAAGGGGAAAAUUUGCAGAAAUUGGUACAUAUAGAGCACAGUGUCAAGGGACAGAGCAAUCUUCUACAACCAGGAAGAAUAUUUCUGAAAGAAGGGACAUUAAUGAAAGUGUCUGGGAAAAAUAGGCAUCCUCGACAUUUAUUCUUGAUGAAUGAUGUCCUGCUGUAUACAUAUCCCCAGAAGGAUGGCAAAUAUUGCCUUAAAAAUACAUUGGCUGUGUCUGGCAUGAAGGUCAGCCGUCCAGCAACAAAAAAGGCUCAGAACGUUCUGAAGAUUGAAUACGCUGAAAAUUGCCUAACCCUAUCUGCAAGCUCAUGCUCUGAAAGGGAUGAGUGGUACAGCUGCAUCAGCAGAAGCAUCCCAGAAGGCCAUGGGGCUCACAGCGGAGGCGGCUUCCACAACAGUGUUGAACUUAGGGAAAGACUGGGAAUGUCUUUGGGUGAGAGGCCACCAACUUUGGUACCUGUAUCUCACGUCAUGAUGUGUAUGAGCUGUGGUUGUGACUUUAAACUCACACUGAGGCGUCAUCAUUGCCAUGCAUGCGGGAAGAUUAUAUGCCGAAAUUGUUCAAGAAACAAGUAUCCUCUGAAGUACCUCAAAGACCGACUAGCAAAAGUUUGUGAUGGCUGCUACACAGAACUGAAAAGCAGAGAGCGGCCGAUAAGCAUCAGCUUCCCUACAAGUUCAUCCAGGUUUUCAGGCAGUGCCUUCUCUUCUGUGUUCCACAAUAUCCACUACUCUUCCUUCAAAAGACAAAAGAAAAUUCCUUCAGCUCUUUUGGAGGUGGCGGCUUCAGGAGAAGGUUCCUCUAUCAAUGGGUAUCUCAGUAGAUGCAAGAGAGGGAAAAGGCACUGGAAAAAGUUGUGGUUUGUUAUCAAAGGAAAGGUGCUCUACACAUACACAGCAAAUGAAGACAAAGUCGCCACUGAGAGUAUGCCUUUGCUGGGUUUCACAAUUGUCCCAGAAAAGGAAGAUCGAAAUAUGGAUGCAGUUUUCCAUCUUUACCACAAGCAAACUCUGUUUUAUAGCUUCCGAGCAGAGGAUAAUAAUUCAGCACAGAGAUGGAUUGAAGCCAUGGAGGAAGCAUCUAUAUUAUAGCAUCAUCCAAGUGGAUUCUGAUUUAAUGCAAGAUUACCCAUAUAUUGAAAAGAACAAUAUAUAUAAUCUAAAUCUGGCUAAACAUCUGAAAAAGAAUAUGUAGAAGCCUAUAAUUUUCCAUUCUUAAACCUAUCUCCUUGCUGAUGGAAACAAAACAAAGGGAAUAUUUAUGGACCCUUUUUAUCUUUGCAGGUUUAUCACUAAACUGUGCUCUCAUCUAACAGUUGCAUCAUGUUUUCAAGAAGUUAAACAUAUGCAUUUCUUCUAAAAGAGUUGUUUUCUCAUAACUCUGUUUUAUUUUAAGAUAACAAUUUGAUUUGUGCCAGUCAUAAAACUGAGGGUUUUUUUACAUUAAAAUUUUGUUGCCUUU